Messenger RNA from Knipowitschia caucasica, 393 nucleotides. NCBI's taxonomy places the organism in Eukaryota, Metazoa, Chordata, Actinopteri, Gobiiformes, Gobiidae. The record is from the annotation of a GenBank genome assembly.
AUGACUCAGGACCGUAUAUGGUCUACCUACAUUCCCCCGCGGAGUCCCUGCAAGGCUGUCGGCUCGGCUCCGAAUCAAAGGCAGGAAGAGCCGGGAAAGACUAUUCUAGCUCAGAUCUACACAGACUGGGCGAACCACUACCUGGCCAAGUCCGGCUGCCCGCGACUCAUCAAGGACCUGAGCCAGGAUGUGACGGACGGAGUGCUGCUGGCUCAGAUCAUCCAGAUAAUCGCCAACGAGAAAGUGGAGGACAUCCAUGGGAACCCACGCAGCCACACGCAAAUGACUCAGAAUGUGGACACCUGCCUCAGUUUCCUCGACGCCAGAGGAGUGAAUGUCCAGGGGCUGUCUGCUGAAGGCAAGUACCACUGCUCACAGGUUCUGGAUCUAUAA